This is a messenger RNA of Lactuca virosa, 2025 nucleotides long. The record is from the annotation of a GenBank genome assembly. Lineage: Eukaryota; Viridiplantae; Streptophyta; Magnoliopsida; Asterales; Asteraceae.
GUCAUUGUCAAAUGUGAUCCAUGGAAGAAAUUUCGCUGCAUCUUCAUCUGUUUCAAGUAAACGAGCUGAGUCGUACCUCCAGUCUCUUUCUAUACUUCUAGUUAUGAUGGAAGAAAUCGGACACUCUUUAUUCAUCAUUUUCUUCGUUACCCUCUCUCUCUGUCUCUACACAUAGAUUUUCAAGUCUGGUUUUAGAGAGAGAAGAAUAUGGCAUCCGGUGACGAUGAAGAUUGCUCUCAGUUGAAAGGAGUUGUUUUCAUCACUCUCCCUCCGCCAGACAACCCUUCUCUAGGAAAAACCAUCACAGCUUUCACCCUCUCCAACCAACCACAUCAAUCACCACCACUACCACCGUCAGCACCACAGUCAGCACCACCAUCGCACCUUCCGAUCACAUUACCUCAUGCGAGGAGAAGCCUUUUCGGACACCCUAGAAGAAGAAUCUCUUGGACUCUUAUGGGUAUCGCUCUUUUUGCCAUACUAACCUUUUGUUCCUUACAAUCCCCUCAAAGUCUUUUGAAAUUAACUAGUCCCGGAUCCUUGAAUGAGCUUGAUCAAGAUGAUAAAGAUGAUGAUAAAAAACCUAAUUCCUUCAUUUUUCCAUUGUAUCCUAAAAUGGGGUCCGGAGAAAUGUCGAAAUCGAGAGAUAGGGAGGUUAAGUUGGGGAAGUUUACGAUGAUUGGUUCUAAAAGUGCGGUUUUGCCUGUCGAUGAUGGAGGGUUGCCCAUCAAGGUUGUAACUAGCUCUAGUGCAGUUUUACCUAUCAAUGGGGAUACUUUUCUAGAUGGGCUAUAUUACACACAGAUUCAUGUUGGAAGCCCUCCUAAACCGUAUUUUCUUGACAUAGACACUGGUAGUGACUUGACAUGGAUUCAAUGUGAUGCCCCUUGCAUUAGUUGUUCCAAGGGAGCACACCCUUAUUACAAGCCAACAAGAGGAAAUCUGUUAUCUUCAAAGGACUCUUUCUGUUUUGAUUUCAAACAUACAAGCAAAUCUGGAUCUUGGGUACUUUCAAGGGAUGACAUUCGUCUUGUAAAUAUAAACAACACAUCAAUUGAUUCCAAAAUUAUCAUCGGGUGUGCAUAUGAUCAACAAGGCAUGCUUUUAAACUCUUUGACAAAAACGGAUGGGAUUCUUGGACUUAGUAGGGCUAAAGUGAGCUUGCCUUCUCAAUUAGCAAAACAAGGUAUUAUUGACAAUGUGAUUGGCCAUUGUCUCACAUCCGAGUCCAUUGGUGGUGGAUACAUGUUCUUAGGAGUUGACUUUGUGCCACAAGUCAAAAUGUCUUGGGUUCCCAUGCUCAAUGAUGCUUCCAUGAAUUAUCUUGCAGAAGUUUCUAGAGUGACAUAUGGAUCAAAACAACUUGGUUUACAUCAUCAAAAAAAGGGAAAUGGACGAAUAAUCUUUGAUAGUGGAAGUUCAUAUACAUACUUUACAAAACAAGCUUAUUAUGAUUUAACUACUAUGCUUAAAGAUGUCUCACUUGAUGGCUUCAUUGAGGAAGAUUCAGAUACAACACUUCCCAUUUGUUGGAGAUUCAAGACUCCAUUAAGAUCUAUCAAAGAUGUUAGCAAAUUCUUCAAACCGUUGAAUCUUGAGUUUGGGAGAAAAUGGUGGAGUAUUUCGACAAAUCUAAGGAUACCUCCGGAGGGCUAUUUGGUCAUAAGUAACAAGGGGAAUGUGUGCUUAGGCAUUCUUGAUGGUAGUGAUUUGCUUGAUGGAUCACAUAUAGUUCUUGGAGACAUCUCAAUGCGUGGAAACUUGGUUGUUUAUGACAAUGUGAAGCAUAAAAUUGGUUGGAUGAGAUCCGAAUGUGUGAAUCCAAAGCAAUCUAACAUGUAUCUACCAUCUUUAUGAGGCAUCAUUCUCUCUUUCUUCUGAUAGUAUAUGUAUAUGUAUAUGUAUAUCGGUAUUGUAAAUAUCUAACCCGUAUAAUUUUCCACCUCCUCUUGUGCACUUUCUUGUAAUAGUCAACUUUAUAACAAUAUGCUCGUAUCAUAAAUAUACCAUCUUUUUGGUUGGGGC